Molecule: messenger RNA, 168 nt
Organism: Paraglomus brasilianum
Lineage: Eukaryota; Fungi; Glomeromycota; Glomeromycetes; Paraglomerales; Paraglomeraceae
Source: the annotation of a GenBank genome assembly
AUUCCCAUAUCUUCUGAAAAGAAUGUGAUCUUCCUGCUUCAUUCAACUGGUACCUGGCUCAUGCUGGUUAACAAGGUCGAAUCUCUUGAACCACAAUUGGAAGAACUUGAUUACUAUUUCACGGACAAAGAGACAAAAGAAGCAGUGAAGAAUACAAGGAACUUAUGA